Phyllostomus discolor (pale spear-nosed bat) is the source of this 600-nucleotide messenger RNA. RefSeq names its product melanoma-associated antigen B4-like. Gene Ontology annotation, cellular component: nucleus. The transcript has a single exon. Gene Ontology annotation, biological process: negative regulation of transcription by RNA polymerase II. Bases 1 to 600 code for a protein of 199 amino acids. The record is from RefSeq and is a predicted model, not a curated record. NCBI's taxonomy places the organism in Eukaryota, Metazoa, Chordata, Mammalia, Chiroptera, Phyllostomidae.
AUGUUGGUAGAGUGCCUGCUACAUCAGUAUAUAAUGAAAGAGCCUGUUAAAAAGGCAGACAUGUUGAAGUUAGUCUGCAAAUCAUGCAGCAAGAACUUCCCUGAAAUUCUCAGGAGAGCCUCUGAGCACAUGGAUCUGUUCUAUGGUCUACAAUUAAAAGAAGUUGAGCCCAAUGGGAACUCCUGCACCCUUGUCAACAAUCAAGAUGACAUCAGCUGGAGAUUUCCUGUAAGUGGCAUCCUGAUGCUUCUCUUGUGUGUCAUCUUCUUAAAUGGCAAAUGGGCCUCUGAGAAUUUGAUCUGGGAAUCCCUGAAAAUCAUGGGCAUUUAUGACGGAAAGAGUCACUUCAUUUUUGGGGAUCCAAGGAAGCUUAUCACCCAAGAUUUGGUGCAGGAAAAAUACCUCAUGUACCAGCAGGUGUCCAACAGUGAUCCUCCACACUAUGAGUUCCUGUGGGGUCCAAAAUCCUAUACUGAGACCAGCAAGAUGAAAAUCCUGGAAUUUUUGGCCAAGCUCAAUGAUAAGGACCCCACUGCCUCCUCUACCCAUUAUAAAGAGGCUUUGGAAGAUGAGGAAGAGUCAAGCCAGAGCCCAAGCUGA